ACACACAUACAGUGUAUUAGUAUGGGUCAGUUCUCUCUUUCUGUUUGAGCCAGUGUUGGAGUACAGAAGAAAGUGUAUGUAUGACAGAAGAAGUACAGCACUGCGUCCAGACCUGUAGACUUAUUACUAUUUAUGUAUGAGGGGAUCAUUCUAACUCGGGACUUUUAAGAAAGGUGGGCACGCAACAGUAAUGGGAGACUGGAACUCGCUUGGGAAGCUUUUGGAAAGUGCCCAGGAACACUCCACGGUGGUGGGCAAAGUCUGGCUCACCGUACUCUUCAUCUUCCGCAUCUUGGUGCUCAGUGCUGCCGCAGAGAAGGUUUGGGGCGAUGAGCAGUCCGGUUUCACCUGCGACACCAAACAACCUGGUUGCCAGAACGUAUGCUAUGAUGUAACCUUCCCGAUCUCUCACAUCCGAUUCUGGGUGCUUCAGAUCAUCUUCGUCUCCACUCCGACACUGAUCUACCUGGGCCACAUCCUGCACCUGGUGCGCAUGGAACAGAAACAAAAACACAAUGAGGCAGGCGGGACGGACAAACAGGCACUUUUGAGCACCAAAUCUGUAAAAGGUCCCAUACGUGACGAACAGGGGAAGAUCCGUCUGCAGGGAAUCUUGCUACGCACGUAUGUCUUCAACAUCAUCUUCAAAACACUGUUUGAGGUGGGCUUCAUUGUGGCACAGUACUUCCUGUACGGAUUCGAGCUCAAGCCACUGUAUACCUGCAACAGAUGGCCCUGUCCCAACACCGUCAACUGCUACAUCUCACGACCUACAGAAAAAACCAUCUUCAUCAUAUUUAUGCUGGCCGUGGCCUGUGUUUCUCUGCUACUCAACCUGGUGGAGAUGUACCACCUGGGUUUCACCAAAUGCCACCAGGGUCUUCGAUACAGGCGCUCUCAUUCUGUCUGCGAUACUGAAUCUAAAGCGCCUAGUGAGGAUGUGGUGGUUCCGUUUGUGCCAAACUACCCGUAUUUUCCACCUCACGCACCACCUCCGGCUCCCUUUCCCACAGAGCCACACUUCAACCUCUCAGAACCCGACGGAACCUUCCCGACACACGGCAGCCGCUCUGUUUAUAAGCAGAACCGCGAGAACAUGGCUGUAGAGCGUAGCGGGAAACCGGACGCUGCAGAUGUCAAGAUCAACAAAACAGCAAAUUCUGUCCCAGGAUCACCAAGCCAGCAGCGCAGGCCCAGCCAUUCAAGUCGAUACAGCAACAACAAGACCAGGAUGGAUGACCUCAAAAUCUGACCAGACGCAAACAAUACUCCAACUAGACUCCUCUUUCGCUCACAGGCUCUGAGCGCAUGACAAGAAUAAAAGUGUCAUUUAGAGUGACAUCAGAAUCAGGGAUUCCGAAAGUAAACUGGUGUGAUGCUUUACUUGAAUUCAUUUUGUGGGAACAUUGCAAUAACUUGAUCAUUAAUCCAAAAGACUGAUGAUUGAAUCAUAAACUAAAAUUAAAUGGAAGCUUUGAAAUUAUGAUACAUUAAGACAUAAUUAUGACAUAAAGAGUCAAAAUUAUGGCAUAAAGGAUAUUAUGAAAUACAAAUCAUGGCAUAAAAAGUUGAAAUUAUGAGUCAUUAUGACAAAUUUCUACAUAAUUAAACAUUUUUCUUAUAAUUUUGACAUUUUGUCAUCAUUUCGAUUUGCAUAAUUAUGAAUUGAUCUCAUAUUUUUUACCUCUUUAUUUCAGAAUUAUGAGUUAGUAUCUCAUAAUUUCAACAUUAUACGUCAUGAUCAUGAUUUACCAAAAUGGAAAAGGGCUUUUGUAAGGAUGAUCACUUAAAAAGAAUUAAAAAGGCUUUUCAGUUACCAACAUUAAAAUACUUAGGAGACUUACGGGUAAAAUGUGAACGUUUGAAUUUUGUGAGGUUUUUAGGGGGCGGACUGACUGUGGAGGAAAACUAAUUUAUAUUUUUUCAGCGGCAACACUAAUCACAUUUUACAAGUCAACAGCUUACAACAGUUUCAUCAUCUAGACUUGUCUGACUGUCUUUAUCAGGUGUUUACAGUGUGUCUAUAUCUUGCUUAAAUGUUUUUAACCAGAGAACUAGUAAUGUAUGAAUGCACCAUCCACACAUUCUCAUGUAAACAUGAAUGAUAUAAAGCAAAGUUGCCAUGUGUGUGUUCACUUCUUAAAUAAACACUGGAGACUAUUCUUAGAGAGCU
This is a messenger RNA of Cyprinus carpio (common carp), 2173 nucleotides long. Its product is annotated as gap junction alpha-3 protein-like. NCBI's taxonomy places the organism in Eukaryota, Metazoa, Chordata, Actinopteri, Cypriniformes, Cyprinidae. Gene Ontology annotation, cellular component: connexin complex. The record is from RefSeq and is a predicted model, not a curated record. Gene Ontology annotation, biological process: cell communication.